This is a messenger RNA of Suillus paluster, 2237 nucleotides long. RefSeq lists its product as uncharacterized. Gene Ontology annotation, molecular function: cysteine-type endopeptidase activity. The transcript has 2 exons. The coding region runs from base 236 to 2194 and encodes 652 amino acids. Gene Ontology annotation, biological process: proteolysis. Lineage: Eukaryota; Fungi; Basidiomycota; Agaricomycetes; Boletales; Suillaceae. The record is from RefSeq and is a predicted model, not a curated record.
UUCCAUUUCACAUUGAUCAUGUCCGAAGGUGAUGCGACUCCGCAUGCCACUGUGUUUGAUGCCCGUUCCUUGGUUUAGCGGUAACUCUUCCGCGUCAAUGAGCGCGUGUUUUACGCGCUGCACACAUAUUUCAAAGACACGCUAGCCUGAUGUACUAUGUAUAAAUGGUACUUAAGCUAUCGCUUGCUGCUAUCGUUUAUAAUUCAGUUCCCCCGCAUCGUCAAUUCGUCGAGAGAUGACUUCUCGUGUAUUUGCUCUGUUAAUUGGUAUCGACGAUUACAAAUCCGGAAGAAUCUGGAACCUUGAAGCGUGCGCCCACGAUGCGCAACGCAUGAAACAAUGGCUCAUGCAAGAUCUCCAAGUACCCAAAGAAAACAUCGCGCUUCUCCUCAACCAAGAAGCCACGAAACAUCGUAUUGAAGAUACAUUCAUGAGUCACCUUGUUAACAAUCCUGCUAUAUCACAAGGCGACGCGUUGAUUGUAUAUUUUGCUGGUCAUGGAAGCACCCUGCGCGCACCACCAGACUGGUGUGAGGGUAAGCUUCUCAGCGUGCAGGUCUUGUGUCCGUACGACCACGACACAAAAGGACCAGAAGGACGUGUAGCAGGCAUAUCUGACCGCUCCCUUUUCGCGAUGCUGGCAGAGCUCAGCCUCAUCAAAGGUGACAACAUCACCCUCAUUCUCGACUGCUGUUUUCCAAAUGCACAACUUGGCUCAAGCACUAGAGACCGCCGUUUCGUCCGCUACACGCCCACCUCUAAAGCCACGCCCGAAGAUCUAUUUUUGGGCUUGUGGCAAGGCGCUGUUGGGCAGAAGUUUAGAGGAGAAUUCGGAUUCUUCCAGGACGACUGUCAGAGUCACGUCCUCCUUGCCGCCUGCCGGCCGGGUGAGAAGGCAUUGGAGUGGAAGGAAGGAGGAAAGUUCACCUCGGAACUUCUGGCUGUCAAGGACGCACUCCCUCUUCAUCAGAUGAAAUCUUCCGAUUUAUCAGAGCAUCUUACGAAGGGCUUGGCCCACAUUCAUCAACACCCAGUCUGCGUUGGCCAACGCAAGGACCGAGUUAUCUUCAAUGGUGUCCCCUUUGUUGCCGACGCCUCCCUUGUUCCCGUUAACGGCGAAAAAGACCGCCUUCGUCUGGAAAUGGGGGCCAUGCAUGGCGUUGUUGAGGGCACCGAAUUCAGCCUUCACGAGCACAAUCGCUCUGGCUCCACCAAUCCGUUACUCGAUAACUUCCGCGUGUAUGAAGUUUACCCUACGUGGUCACUUGCUAGGCGCAAGAGCAUGAACAAACCUGGCGGUCGGGGUUCAUGGGCACGCAUUACUCGAUGGAACAGCCGCACCCCUUUCCGAGUUUACGUCAAGAGAACAUGCUCUUCUCUUUUCAGGCGCCUCUUUGGGCGCAGCAAGAAUUCAGAAGAAGAACUGGACGGAAUCCCUGUAAAGGAAGGCUUGAAUAUCGUGCAAGUCGAGACUUCUGCUGAGGCGGACAUGUCGGUUGGUGUUCACACUCGAGACGUACGGGUCCAAAAUCUUGAUCACCUCGUUCCUGCCACUGCCCACCCACUUAUACGCAUCGAGAAAGAUAGGUCCAGAUCUGGCGUCAUCCUCAGCGAAGCCGCACGCUUCCACAUGCACCUCCACCGAACCAAUCCGGCUAAACCGUUUCACGAAUCACUGGGGAUGGAAAUUUUCCGGGUUGACCCCCACACCCAGCGACGUGUUGGCCCAAACCUGUUCGUCGAUGGAACGGCAGCAAUAUCGCACAGUGAGGGAGCACGCUACGCCGUAGUCCUCCACAAUCACUCAGAUACGGAUCUCUGGCCGUAUCUGGCUUAUAUGGACUCCAAUGGAGUUGACAUCCAGUUGCUAUACCACCCUCAGCCAUCGUACCCUAUGCCCCCACUGCGGAAGCGCAGCUAUCUUGAAAUAGGCUGCAUGGGCAGUGGUAUUCCGCCUCUGAAUUUCCCAUUUCCUCAUAACCAGCAGCAAGAGUCUGCUUUCUUAAAGUUGUUCGUCUCUACUUCGUACACCUCGAUGGGGUUAUUGGAGCAAAGCUCUUUGGCGCAUACCUGUCCGCCCACACCCGUCCCGCCUCCUACACCCACAGUAGAAUCGAAAGAUCAACCGCAAAACUGGGACACCGCACUCGCAUGUGUCAUCAUGAGAAGGGUGAAAAGGAAAGAUCGAAUAUGAACCAUAUGUAAUUUCGCUUGUUCUGGAUGAGUGGAAAGUUAUC